Pristis pectinata (smalltooth sawfish) is the source of this 3647-nucleotide messenger RNA. RefSeq names its product platelet-activating factor receptor (gene ptafr). The record is from RefSeq and is a predicted model, not a curated record. The transcript is spliced from 4 exons. Bases 289 to 1338 code for a protein of 349 amino acids. Gene Ontology annotation, cellular component: membrane. Lineage: Eukaryota; Metazoa; Chordata; Chondrichthyes; Rhinopristiformes; Pristidae. Gene Ontology annotation, molecular function: platelet activating factor receptor activity; G protein-coupled purinergic nucleotide receptor activity. Gene Ontology annotation, biological process: G protein-coupled receptor signaling pathway; chemotaxis.
GCUACUGAUGCAAGAGGAAAUAAGAUUGUGAUCUGUUUGGCAGUAACUGCAGAGUUUCUGUUUCCUAGUGUUCCUAACUUGGUCACGCCUCCAGAUAGGAACACUGCUGGACUUCCUGGAAUUCUCCAGUUCAUCCACUGAACAAUCCCAGAGUCUCUGUCACAGCAAAAGAAUCUUUUACAGAAGGAGUCUGGGAGCCGUUGGAGCAGCAGGUCCCCUUCAGGUUUGCACAUUUAUUUGUAAACCCUUAAAGCUCGCUGCAAGAUUUGGACUCUGUAAUUCUCAGCGAUGAAUUUAUCUGCCCAUAACAACAUUUCUUCCAACAUCACUGGGAAUGGGAGGAACGUCAACUGCCAGAUUGAUGCGGAAUUCAGAUACAUACUCUUCCCAAUAGUCUACACUGUCGUCUUCAUUCUGGGGGUCCUGGAGAACUGUUAUGUGCUGUGGAUUUUUAAAUACUUGACCCCCAGCAGGAAUACAAAUGAGAUUAAAAUCUUGAUGGUAAAUUUGAGUGUGGCUGACCUGCUAUUUAUCCUGACCCUUCCCCUUUGGGUGAUCUACUAUAUUAAGGAGGGGGACUGGAUAUUUUCUGAGAUUGUUUGCCGAUUAGCCGGCUGUCUAUUUUUUAUCAACACCUACUGCUCUAUCGCAUUUCUUGCAGUGAUUAGUUACAACAGGUACUGUGCUGUGGCGUAUCCAAUAGAAACAAUUCAGAGCACAGGCAGAAAGCGGGGUUGUAUUAUAUCAACAGUAAUCUGGGUUAUAAUUGCUGUCAGUGCAACGCCCUUCCUAUUUCAACAAGGAACAAACGAGGUUGGUGAACAUAGACGAUGCUUCGAGGGAUACAGCAAAGAUAUAUCUGUGGUUGCCAUUAAUUUCGUCCUGGUUGGAGCUUUCUUCAUUGCCUUCCUUGUUGUUAUCAUUUGCAAUGUACGCAUCCUCAGUCUGUUAUCCUCCCAGCCUGCCCAACCAAGGAAGAGCAGAAAAGUCCGAAUGCAAGCUUUUCGCAUGGUGUGCACAGUCAUCAUUGUUUUCCUCAUCUGCUUUGUUCCUCAUCACUUGGUCCAGGGUCCCUGGACUCUCACUGUCCUGGAGAUGUGGAGGAAGGAUGAUUGUGUCUUUCGCCGUCAAGUGAACAACGCUCAUCAGAUCACACUCUGCUUGAUGGGUCUGAAUUGUACCCUGGAUCCCAUCAUAUACUGCUUCCUGACUCAAAAGUUCAGGAAAUUCUUCACACACAGCUUAAAGAGAUGGAAGUCUGCUCGGAAGAGCACUCAGACCAUCUCCUGUGAGACAAAUCUGGGAGAAAUAGGUCUACAAAGCACCAGCGUGGGAUAAAUAUAACACUGGACCAACCUGACAUGUGUCAACGUGAGUUUUAGUGUUACUCUGCUGGUGAAUAUGCCAAUCACAUGUUGUAAGAGCCAGUUCAAGUAACAGGGACAUAUUUAAUGAUUCAUAAAGUAUAAUUUUUCACUUGCCUUUGGAUAUAGGCUUUCAAUUAUAAUAACAGUUGCAACCCUUGUGUUAAAUUUGCAGUUCUGACCCAAAGGAGUAAGGACCAAAUUAGAUGUGGUGAUCUUGCUCAGACAGAACUGUGUUGAGAACAUUUUUAAAGACUGAUUGGGAAUUGGGUGGGUGUAGGGAUUUAAGUAGAGCAAACCAUAGGGGCAUGCUGGUUGACUCCCAUCACUGACAUUAAGCAAGAGGUGGCGGAAUCAAGGAUUCAAAGGGCACUUGGGGAAUUAUAAAAUGUAGGAAGAAUGCAGGAGGGUGGCGACUCGUUGCAAGCUGCUCUCUGUAGAUCUACUCAUUACUUCUAUAUAAUUUACCAAUUUAUUCCUCAUUGCACAAAUGAAGCUGACUAUCCCUGGGUUCCUCAUUGCACUGAAUACACACAGGGGAACAAUUAGAAGCGUCAGCUGAGGUCCUGGGCUAUGGAGGGAAAGAUAUGUGAGGGUUUCCACUCCUGAUUGUCAGGCAAGGUAGAGGAUUGCACUUGGAUAUAAUUCCCAAUCCCACUUAGAUAUAAAAAUGGCCAAUUUAGAAUGGUCCAGAAUCCACUGCACCAUUUUCCAACCACAGAUCCUUUAGGGAAGAGUCCUUUGUGAGGAGAAAUUCAGUCACACCCCAAAGCAUUUGAAAUAAAUGUUGCCUCAUACACCAAUCAGGGGGCUACUUUGGCUCAUUCUGGAAAAAUAAAUUGCUAGAUUAAUUCUUAGUAGGCUAUGGGCAGAGUCUGUCAGUGGCAUUAAAAGCUGACUCUGUGUCCGAAAUUCAAUCUUGUUGGCUUCAGAGGAAUUAAACUCCAGAGGUGGAGCACAAGGUGCAGCCACUAUUGUUCAGCACAACUGGCCAAGGAUAUGUUUCUCUCCUAAUGCCAUCAACAUAGAAGGAAUUACACUUCUUUUAAUUUACCCUUGUCCCACUGGAUAUUUAUGAUUUCUGUGUUUUGGAGGACUAUUUGAAUAUGAUCUAGUUCCCACUUAGAUCAAGAUUGUUUUCAGUAAAUUCUACAGUCCACCCAAGACUCUGAAAUAUUCAAAUUUUCUGUGGCAGGAGUUUCACCAUGGAAACCUCUGGGUUAUAUAUGGAGGUAUGGGGUGGGGUGGGGGGGUGGUUAACACAUAGGAUGGACUGAUUUUAAGCUUUAAGUAACAGGCAGGUUGUAAAAAUGUACUUUAAUAAGAACAGAAGCAUGACAUGCACAUUUAGAACAGUUUUUAAAACUCUUUUAAUGAGAAACAAAACAAAGUAUAAUAUUUCAAUGCUAAAACUGUCACCGUAAUUGUUUAUAUUUUAUACUGUCUUUUUAAUCAAAUUAUCAAAGUCAUUUGCUUUAUAUUCAAGCAUUUAGGCAAUAACUUUUGUUCAACCUUUGCAGAGCUAUCCUGGUAAGAUUUUGCCAUUGCUACUUUUGUAAACCUGGAGUAACUUUUGACAUCUCCACAUGUGCAAUUAAACAUAAAAAUGUACUUUUAGUUGAUGAUAUCCCACUUGUUGCCAGGAUGCACUCCUGCACUCUUUGCUAAUCUGUCAAUAUACAUUACCCAGUGUGUUAUUAUGUGUUGUUAUGUAGUUAUAAUAAAGAACUACAGUUCCCAGCAGGCAAUGCAAGGUGUCACAUAGGAAAACAGGAAGUGGCUGGAAAGAGCGGGAAAAGCCAGCCAGCUUGGUCUUGUAAGUCUGUGCAGUCUGUUGUUGUUUUGUUGUUUUAAUAAAUGUUCCGAUGCUAAACCCAUGCCAAGUUUGUCUCGUGAUGAAGAACAAACAUAACAUCCAGCAUUAGUGCUGAACCUGUAUGUAGUCACAACAGCAUUUUGAAAUUCAGUGACUUGAACUUCAGAGGCAGCCCUCUGUCACUACUUGAUGUUGCUUUUAAUGCUACUGAGCAAGGCUGAAUUUCGAGGGAACCUGAGCUUCAAAAUCUCGCUCACAAUUUUUAACAGAAUACAAAGACGUAACUGAUGCUUAACAACCUCUCUGGCAUUGAUAAACUAAUUUUAUGCUGGUGGAUCAUCAUUCCUUGGAAUGAGAUUGGAAAACUCUGUAACAAUGAUAAAAAUUAUCGUUUUUGUUUGUUGAGUACAUUUACAGUAUUUCGAUCUGACCUUUCAUUCAUUUCUGUCAAACACUUGAACAAUUAA